Messenger RNA from Aplosporella prunicola CBS 121167, 1051 nucleotides. RefSeq lists its product as uncharacterized. Gene Ontology annotation, molecular function: DNA 5'-adenosine monophosphate hydrolase activity; double-stranded RNA binding; mismatched DNA binding. The record is from RefSeq and is a predicted model, not a curated record. Gene Ontology annotation, cellular component: nucleus. Lineage: Eukaryota; Fungi; Ascomycota; Dothideomycetes; Botryosphaeriales; Aplosporellaceae. Gene Ontology annotation, biological process: double-strand break repair; single strand break repair. The transcript is spliced from 2 exons. The coding region runs from base 94 to 951 and encodes 285 amino acids.
CGAACAAUCCGGUUGUGCCUGUCAACUUCGUUUGCACCCUCCAAGAUUCCCUAUUCGUAUAGACUCUCAGCGAAUAAAUCUCUAGUCCGGAACAUGGCCGACAGCGGCAAACACGCACAAGAUGCCAUCACUGAAGAGGAGAUGACUGGGGAAGCCGUCUCGGCACCGGAUCCGUCAACGAACAAGCGCUCCAAUGCAUUUACAGAGCUCAUGAUGCGCAAACGGCCAAAUACAACCAAGCAAAGCUACAAAUCCACCUCCGUCCCAGGCGCCACCACCACCUUCUUCGGUAGAGAUGGCUUAGGAGCUUACAUUGCUCAUCCGGAGGCAUUUGGCCCGGAGCGUGUCAUCUCGUACACGGAUGACUGGGUUGUCAUCAACGACAUGUACCCAAAAUCUGUCAUUCAUCUCCUGCUGCUGCCGCGCGACCCGGCCAAGACGCUCUUACAUCCAUAUGAUGCAUUCGAGGACGCCAAGUUUCUUGAAGCCUGCAAGGCCGAGCUCGAAAAGGUCAAGCAGAUUGUUGCCAGCGAACUACGACGCAGAUACGGCCGAGGCUCGAAGCAGGACCAAGCACGCAAUGAAGCCAUGGACUCGGAUGACACUCCCGGUCCGGAUGAGCUUCCAGAGGGCCGUGAUUGGUCGCAAGGCCUGCUCACUGGCAUCCACGCAUACCCCUCCAUGAGCAACUUGCACAUCCAUUGCCUCUCGCCGGACAGAAACUCGCCCUGCUUGAAGCACCGGAAGCAUUACAAUAGCUUCUCGACUCCGUUCCUCGUACCUCUUGAAGCUUUCCCGCUUCCGCAGGACGACCCGCGCAGGCAUCCAGGACGCGCGGGCUACAUGAACCGCGAGUUCGUUUGCUGGAGAUGUCAGCGCAACUUUGGGAAGAGUUUUGCAAAGUUAAAAGAGCACCUGGGAGAGGAGUUCGACGAAUGGAAGACAGAGUAGAUACGCAGCUAACAGGGCAUAACAGGCCGGCUUAUGGGUACGGAUAGAACCUCGUGCAGAUGAAUGUACUCGUACAAAAAGCGUAUUUUGUACUGCGGUG